Messenger RNA from Symsagittifera roscoffensis, 2431 nucleotides. Its product is annotated as kinesin-like protein KIF16B. The record is from RefSeq and is a predicted model, not a curated record. Gene Ontology annotation, biological process: microtubule-based movement. NCBI's taxonomy places the organism in Eukaryota, Metazoa, Xenacoelomorpha, Acoela, Convolutidae. The transcript is spliced from 15 exons. Gene Ontology annotation, molecular function: microtubule motor activity; ATP binding; microtubule binding. The annotation marks the transcript as partial.
ACGUGCAUCGGAUUAUAACUGGCACGUUUGAGUAAAGUCUUUUUUUUCUGUUGCAAACCAAUAUAGCAUAAAUCAUUGUUUAAAACUGCUACCCCGAUGUUUUUUAUUACAGAUUCACAAUUAAAUAAAACCAUUGUAUAAUAGAAAACGAUAUAAAUCAAUAAUCUUCGUGCUUUUACAUGCAAGCAGAAAUAACAAAAAAUUCUUCAAAAUUAAUGUUCUAGCUUCAAAAUUGUCAAAUUAAAACUUGAAGUGCUCCAGAAAAAGUUUCCAAAAUGAUUUUUGGAAACUUUUAUGACAGUUUUGGUCUCGACUAGUCUCGGGAGUCACAAAUUCUAAAUAGCAGCAAGAGUUACAGUCACCUGAAAUGUCUUCACAAGUCCAGGUGUGCGUCAGAGUCCGCCCCUUCAGCGAAACAGAGGAAGCGGCAGACUCUAGAAACGUGAUCACUGUCCCACCCGACUCUGAAGGCCAUUUAUUCAUCAGCAAACCUGUCAAGUACUUGAGUGUGGCUGAGCAGCAGGAGAAGAUCAAGAGGAGAGAUGUGGGCAGUGAGUUCGACUUCGACAAGGUCUUCGACUCCUCAAACCCCAACAACCCUACUCAUACAUAUUCCACGCAACAGACGGUGUUCGACCACAUUGGACGUAGAGUGGUGGAGACUGCGUUCAAUGCGUUCAACUGCACUGUGUUUGCAUAUGGACAGACUGGCAGUGGCAAGACAUACACCCUCAUGGGAUCCACUCUACAGGAUGACCAGGAACGUGGACUUGUACCUAGAACAUGCGAGCAUCUGUUCCAAGAAAUCCAGCGAAUCAACGACGAAAACCCUGAAGACACUUUUGCCCGGUUCAAGGUCGAGAUUAGUUUUCUCGAGAUAUACAACGAGAAGGUGCGAGACUUGCUACUACGACAGUCGUCGAAUGACGAAAACGGACUGUCGGAGGAGGGCGGUAAAAAGAGAUCGAGUAGAGGGGGGAGCAAGCAGGCUUUGAGAGUCAGAGAGCACCCUAAGGAGGGAGUUAUUGUAGAGGGGCUGUCGAGACAUAUAGUGAAUGACUAUGAUGCGGUCGAAGACUUCUUGAGAAAGGGAAACAAAGUCCGAGUGUCUGGUGCCACCCAUGUUCACGAGCAAAGUUCAAGGUCACAUGCCAUCUUCACAGUACACUUUGUGCAGGCUGACAUUAGCGAUGAUGGAAUUCCGAACGAGAGAGUGGCCAAAAUCAACCUAGUUGAUCUCGCCGGAUCGGAGAGAGCGGACCCCUCUUCAGACUACAACAGAGAGAGGUUCAAGGAAGGAGUCAACAUCAACAAGUCCCUCGUGUCCCUCGGAAACGUCAUCGACUCACUUGCCGAACUAAGUCAACAGUCAAGCAGCCGUCCCAGCGCUGCCACAUCCGCCAAGCAGAAAGAUCAGCCGAACAUCCAUGUGCCAUACAGAGAGUCAGUGCUAACCUUUCUGCUAAGAGAUUCUCUUGGAGGGAAUGCGUACACAACCAUGAUUGCAACGGUGUCUCCGUCGAGCAGUGCGUAUCACGAGACCAUCAGCACCCUUAGGUAUGCCUCUCGCACUCAGGUGAUAAAGAACCAGCCGGUGAAGAACGAGGACCCCCAGAUCAAACUCAUCAAGGACCUCAAGUCUCAGGUGGACAGACUCAAGCAGAUGUUGGAACAGAAGAAUGGUCUGGACGGUGUGAGUCAGGUGAUAGAGGAGAAGAUGCACCAGGGCCAGGAGCAGAUCGACAACCUCACCCAGCAGUGGGCUCAACAGUGGGAGAGACAAAAGCUACUUCUCCAGGACUCGGCUACCCACGACACAACAGGUCUGACAGUGAACUCUGAGUUUCCCCACUUGGUCGGGUUCCCCAACAACAGCACAAAGAGCAAGGCAUUUGUAGUGUAUCAGCUGUGUCCCGGCUCAUUCUCAAUCGGCACAGGCGACCACGAAAUUGGUGUGUAUGGAUCCCCUUCGGAUGAGAUCCAAGGCGUGAUCAGAAACGAGCGAGGUGUGAUCACAUUGGUGCCCCAAAAGAAAGAUCACCAGUUCCAGAUCAACAGUGUCGACAUCUCAGCACCCUCUAACCUAUAUAGUGGGUGUCUGGUCCAACUGGGUCCGGGCAAUCUGUUCAGGUACUGGGAUCCCAAGUACGCGAACAAGCCAUCUGUUAAUGUGGAAAACCUAGAGAACAUGGGUGAGGAGCGAUUGAGCAACCCACCCGAUACUGAUCUGACCAAUGAGGCGGCUUUCCUGGUACCUCCUCAAUUUUCCCGUCUGAGAGGCAUGGACAGGGCAGCCAGUGUUAUGUCAUUCCAGUCGGUGGACAUGGAGGAGUCUCUAUAUGGUGACCGGGGGGAUGGUCUCCAGGUGGCUACUGGGGGUCUGCUGGGGGGCAGGGGGAGGGGCAAUUUGGUCACCUCCGAGAGAACCCAG